UUUCUUUCCUGAUGGAUAUAAGUACAAGAAGACCCCCUGCAAGAAUGUGACCACAUUGGGGAAAAAGAAGCCUCCGCCGACAUGCAGCAUCUUCUGGUGAUCGUCCUCCUCGCGUCCUGCUGGACCUUCUGCACUGGAGCCGGAGACUGGUGUUAUCAGUCCCAGUUCACCUGUGAGCAUCAGUGCAACACUCCAGACAAGUGGAACCAUGCAAACGACGCAUGUGCUGGAAAACAACAAUCACCCAUCAACAUUGUCACCAGGAAGACUUUAAAAGACGAGCGUUUGACUCCUCUUCAGUUCACCAACUACCAGCAGAUCUUCAGAGGCACCAUCAAGAAUAACGGCCACUCGGUUCAGGUUGGAGUUCCUCACCUGAGCACAAUCUCAGGUGGAGGUCUGACGACCACCUACAAGGCGGUCCAGUUCCACCUGCACUGGGGAAACAAUGGAGAGGCGGGCUCCGAACACACCAUUGAUGGCGAGCAGUAUCCCAUGGAGCUGCACAUUGUGCACAUGAAGCAUCAUUACACCGAUCUGACGACAGCACUGGCGGAUCCAGAGGGAGUUGCAGUCCUGGGCUUUUUCUAUGUGGUUUCCAAUACUGCCAACCGAAAGUAUGAGCCCAUUGUCAGUGCUCUGCGAAGCAUCAAAACAACAAACGGCAACACAUCGCUGCCUCCCGCCUCCUUGGCACAGUUCAUUCCACCUGAACAGAACCUGACCACCUUUUACCGCUACAAGGGCUCCCUGACCACACCAGGCUGCACCGAGGCCGUGAUCUGGACAUUGUUCGAGAACCCCAUCCCUAUGAGUUUUGAUCAGCUGCGGGCAUUUUCUGAGCUCAAGUUCCAUGACGGCAAGCCCAUGGUGGGGACCUUCAGGCCGGUGCAGCCCCUGAACGGCCGCCCGGUGUUCCGAUCAGGCGGCGCGGCGGUUCUGUUCAGCUCCGCCCUCCUCGUGGCUGCCCUGGCUACGGCCCUGGGACUGUCCCAGCCUAACUAGAUGCGAGUCUCCUAUGCUGCACCGCCACACCCGUGAACACACGAUCAUCAUUCCCAAGUUUGUCACACCAUCACCGCAUGGUUUCCAAAAUUCAGGCAUGGCCCACCAAACCCCCCUCCCCUUAUGACACACAUGACAAAGGUGUUCAAAGAAC
Molecule: messenger RNA, 1159 nt
Organism: Entelurus aequoreus (snake pipefish)
Lineage: Eukaryota; Metazoa; Chordata; Actinopteri; Syngnathiformes; Syngnathidae
Gene: ca4a
Product: carbonic anhydrase IV a
Exons: 8
Coding region: 82-1005 (307 amino acids)
Cellular component (GO): plasma membrane
Molecular function (GO): zinc ion binding; carbonate dehydratase activity
Source: RefSeq, a predicted model, not a curated record